UCUAUUUAAAUACCUCGAGUACUCCUUUCAUCUUCAUCCUUCCCUUCAGAAGUGAAAACAGAACGGCCAUUUCCUUCAUCUUUUUCUUCUUCUGAAUCUGAAUAUCGCUCUCUUAAUUUCUUCUUCAUCGAUUCUCUAAAGUCUCGAGUCUGCAUUCUCAAAGUUUAUACUUGAUUGCAAUGGACUACGAAGGCGGAUACUGCCCGGCUAAGAUGCAAAAGUACGACUGUCUUCUAUUUGAUCUGGAUGAUACGCUGUAUCCAUUGAAUUCUGGACUUGCAACUCAAUGCCGGAAGAAUAUUGGCGAUUACAUGGUGGAAAAGCUUGGCAUAGAAGAAAGCAGAAUCUCUGACAUGUGCAAUCUUCUCUAUAAGAACUACGGCACCACCAUGGCUGGUCUUAGGGCCAUUGGCUAUAGAUUUGACUAUGAUGAGUACCAUAGCUUUGUUCAUGGAAGAUUGCCUUAUGGUAAUCUGAAGCCUGAUUUUGUUCUCAGAAACAUUUUGUUGAGCAUUCCAAUUCGUAAAGUUAUUUUCACAAAUGCUGAUAAAAUUCAUGCGACGAAGGUGCUAAGAAAGCUGUGCCUGGAAGACUGCUUUGAGGGAAUCAUAUGCUUUGAAACUUUAAACUCGCCUGAAGAAAAUUCAGCUUCUAAUUACAAACCAGAAGACACCAAAUCCUAUAUUUUCGACAUCAUUGAUCACUCAUCUAGAGCACAACCAAAUACUGAAUUGCCCGCGGCUCCAAUUCUAUGCAAACCAUCCGAAUCCGCCAUGAUUCGAGCACUCGAAAUCGCAAAAAUUGAUCUAAAUAGAACUAUUUUCUUUGAGGAUAGCAUCCGCAACAUCCAAGCAGGAAAAAGAAUUGGCCUCGACACAGUGCUGCUUCAGGUGGGCAAUUCACAGAGAGUGAAGGGGGUGGAUCAUGCUCUGGUGAGCCUACACAACAUGAAGGAGGCCUUGCCAGAGCUUUGGAAAGAGGGGGAGAGAUCUGGAAAUGUUCGAUAUGCUGAAAAGAUUGCAAUCGAGACUCCUGUGAUUGCUUGAAUGUACUAUUAUGGGAUAUGUUGUUUCUAUGUGUGGGGAAAUAAGAUGUUCAUUAUGUUUUCAUGAUGAAAGGCUAUUUUACGUGUGCAUCUUUCAUUGAAGUUGUUGGGUUAUAUGGAGAUAAAAUUUCCUCCAAAUGUAGAAUUUUGUUGAUAUAGCAUGUAAUAUUCUCAUUAUUAUGAAAAAUCUUAGAUUAAGGUUUAAUUU
Dendrobium catenatum is the source of this 1253-nucleotide messenger RNA. RefSeq lists its product as uncharacterized. The record is from RefSeq and is a predicted model, not a curated record. The transcript is spliced from 9 exons. NCBI's taxonomy places the organism in Eukaryota, Viridiplantae, Streptophyta, Magnoliopsida, Asparagales, Orchidaceae. Bases 180 to 1046 code for a protein of 288 amino acids.